AUGAAUGUGAUUAGUGAUACGAAUGCCACAGGCACUGGGGAAGAUAGCUUGCAAGCCCAAAGAUGCCACCAGCUAGAAUGGAAGCCGGACCCCCAGCUGCUCACCAACGCGCAGGUGCUCAAACUCUGCACUGAUUCGAAACCGGACAACUUCGAAUUAGGUGACCUUUUCGCAGAGCUCGCAUUCGUCAUUUUCGCGCGAAUCCUGAGGACAUUAUCGGACCUGCGCAAGCAAGAAUACAACCCCCCACAGCCACAUUUGGCAAAAUACGUUGACUGGAUGAUUGAGCAAGAGAGACGGAUGAAUGAUCCUGAAGUUGCUUUCGCGCAUGAACCGUGGAUCAGUCGGCUUAACGACCCCCUCUUCAUUGAGCAGGUCGAAGAGCGCAUAUCCAAGGCUAAUGCCCGAGGAUAUGUCGUGGCUAAUGUCUCACGAAAUCUCCCACAACUUCUCAAUGGAGAGAUAGACCCCUUGGCUUUCUUGUUUGGAGGAACCCAGCUAAAGGUCUUUUAUUUUGAAUCUCUCUACGAUACUGUCGGUGUCCACCGACUUGGUACAUACCUGGAUGUCCUUUCUAAUCACAAUAAUGAAUUGCGGGUCAUUGAGGUCGGCGCUGGCACUGGUUCCAUAACGGACAUCCUCAUGCGAUCCCUUGGUCGCACGGAUGAUGAGUCUAGUGAGCGACGGUAUGCCCGAUGGGACUUCACCGACAUUUCCCGGUCCUUCUUCAGUCAAGCACAGGACCUUCUCAAGGCUGAGGGGGACCGCGUCAAGUUUAACUCGCUCGAUAUUGAGCACGAACCAAGCGAUCAAGGAUUCGAAUGUGGAACGUAUGAUAUGGUUGUCGCAUCUCUGGUACUCCACGCCACCCAUGAUCCGAAGACAACUUUGAUAAAUGCUCGGAAACUGCUGAAGCCAGGCGGAAAGCUUGUCCUGAAUGAGCUUGUAGCUCCAGAUAUUCUUCGGACGUCAUUCAUAUUUGGCUUGCUGGAAGGCUGGUGGUUGAGCUCCGAAUCAUACCGCAAAUUCGGCCCCUGUGUAGAAACUAGUCAAUGGAACGAUCUACUCCAGCAGACUGGCUUCUCAGGGGUAGACCUAUCCCUGCAGGAUUACGAAGACCCGCGGUGCUGGGAGUGCAGCAUAUUAGUCGCAACCGCUGUCGAGGAAAGCCAGGCUGCGACUUUGGACUCAGACAUCGAGAUUUAUUACAGCAAACACUCGUCAAGACAGGCUGAGACAGCUGAGGUUCUUGCAUCGCAUUGCCAGCCGCUCACCAAGUCAUCAGUCAACUGUUUAACUAUUGAAGACGUCCCAGAGGCAGGCUCGAGCGCCCCUUCCUUGCGCAUAUUCUUGCUUGAUAUGGAAAGACCAACGCUGCAUGAAAUGGAACCUGAUCAGUUCUUUACAUUGCAGCACCUAUUUUGCUCGACUACUGACGUGCUGUGGAUAAACUCCGGCGGAGGUCUGUCAAACUCGCAUCCUCACUAUAGGGUGGCAGACGGGCUAUUCAGGGCAGUUUCUGCGGAGGACGACCGCAAGAAAUGCUAUGUGCUCUCACUGGAUCCCCGAAACGGUGGGCCACAGCAACAGGACAUGGUUGACCAUACAACAAAGGUGAUUCAAUCGCUGCUCGAGGCGGCGGCGAAAAAUGCGAUUGUUGAUACCGAGUAUGUCGAGCAUGAUGGCCUGCUGCAUAUUCCCCGAUUGGUGGCUCCACUUUCAGUGAAUGAAGAAAUGUCUUCUCGAACGGCCUUAAAGCACAACAAGUUACAGAGCUUUGAAUGCGGCAUUCCCCUUCAACUUGACAGUGCGAACUCGAACCUUCUUCGCGGGUUCAAGUUCAUUGAAGACGAACUUGCCGGUCAGCCUUUGGCGCCCAAUGAAAUGGAAAUCCAAGUCAAGUGUUCUGGUGUCAACUUCCGCGACGUGCUCAUUGCCGUGGGUCAGCUGAACUCACCACACACUGGAUUUGAAUGCUCGGGUAUCGUUACUCGGACCGGGGAAGCGUGCAAACGUUUCCAAGUUGGAGAUCCCGUCGCUCUGCUCAAUAAGGGUUGCUUUUCAAAUUUCAUCCGCGUUCGUGAUACUGGGGCAGUGGUGAAGACCGGGCGCAAUGUCUCCUUCAGCGAUGCGGCUGCUGUUCCAGUUAACUUUGCGACUGCCUUCAUUGCGAUCCACGAAGUGGCUCGUAUGCGGGCCAACGAGACAAUAUUGAUUCAUGCCGUCGCCGGUGGUACUGGGCAAGCAGCAAUCCAAAUCGCACAAGACCUUGGAGUGGAGGUCUUCGCAACGGUAGGGUCUCAGCGGAAGAAGGAAUUCCUCAUGGAGGUUUACGCUAUUCCAGAGUCCCAUAUAUUCUCGAGCCGGUCGACCCUAUUUGGUCCUGCUGUCAAAGACCGAACCCAUGGUCGUGGCGUCGAUGUUAUCUUCAACUCCUUGGCUGGUGAAAGCCUGAGGACGUCUUGGGAGUGUAUCGCUCCGUACGGACGCUUCCUGGAGAUUGGAAUCAAAGACAUCCUAGCGAAUGAUCGUCUACCCAUGGCCAAAUUCCUCCACAACGUCUCUUUCAGUGCUAUUAAUCUGGCAUCAAUGAUGACUGACCGACCGGAUGUUUGUGCCACGGCACUGGAUUCUGUGUUCAAGAUGAUUGCGGAAGGCAGGCUCCAACCCGCACGAGAUGUACAGCUCUACGGUAUUGGUGAUAUGGAGUCGGCCUUCCGUACGAUGCAGAGUGGUAAACAUAUUGGCAAGAUAGUUAUUGAAAUGCGGAAGGAUGACCAAGUCACGACUGUAUUGCAGACUCAUCCUAGUACUUCCUUGGAUGCCAAUGGUACGUACAUCAUUUCAGGUGGGCUUGGAGGUCUCGGUCGUACGAUUGCCACCUGGCUGGUUGAUCGGGGUGCCCGCAAUUUGCUACUUCUCUCGCGCUCCGGUGCUCGCAGUGCCAAGGCCGCGGAAUUGUUGCAAGAACUUUCCGCCAAGGGUGCAAGUGUUAUGAUCCCCCGAUGCGACGUCGCGGACGCGGACUCUCUGGCGAGGGCCUUGUCCGAGUGCCAAGAACGCAUGCCUCCGUUUAAAGGAUGCAUUCAAUGCGCGAUGGUAUUGCGGGAUUCCAGUUUCGAAUCGAUGACCCAUCAGGCUUGGCAGGAAGUAAUUUCUCCCAAGGUCCAGGGCACCUGGAAUCUUCAUCAACAGCUUCCCUCCGGCAUGGACUUCUUCAUCAUGUUGUCGUCGAUUUCCGGUGUUCUAGGAUCAAGGGGCCAAGCCAACUAUGCAGCAAGCAACACUGGAAAACUCACAGAAUGGACAAGAUUACCUUAG
This is a messenger RNA of Aspergillus melleus, 3321 nucleotides long. RefSeq lists its product as uncharacterized. Bases 1 to 3321 code for a protein of 1106 amino acids. Gene Ontology annotation, biological process: secondary metabolite biosynthetic process; fatty acid biosynthetic process. NCBI's taxonomy places the organism in Eukaryota, Fungi, Ascomycota, Eurotiomycetes, Eurotiales, Aspergillaceae. The transcript has 6 exons. The record is from RefSeq and is a predicted model, not a curated record. Gene Ontology annotation, molecular function: fatty acid synthase activity; oxidoreductase activity.